Messenger RNA from Rotaria sp. Silwood1, 249 nucleotides. NCBI's taxonomy places the organism in Eukaryota, Metazoa, Rotifera, Eurotatoria, Philodinida, Philodinidae. The record is from the annotation of a GenBank genome assembly.
AUGAGUUCAGCGUCAAGUAUAUGUGGCAAUUGUGGUGAUGCAGGUUAUGAUGCAUCACAGUGUUACAAGGGUUUUUCUCGACAAACGCACGCACGAUCAACCAUAUGUGAUAAUUGUGGUGAUGUAGGUCAUGAUGCAUCACAGUGUUACAAGGGUUUUUCUCGACAAACGCACGCACAAUCAAGUACAUGUGCCAUUUGUGGUGAUUCAGAUCAUGAUGCAGAUCAUUGUGUCAAGGGUUUUGCUUGA